AUGUCAGUGGGAAGGACCAAUUUUCACGCGUUCACCAGUGCGCUUGUGUCGGUACUGUGCCUGUCCCUGGUGGCGCUCCGUGUCGGCCAGGUCACCGGUCAAUUAUUGGACACCGAGUUCCAGCCAACGGUCACGGCAACAUGCAAAGCCGGCCACAUGACGAUACGGGUGAAUCUGAAUCAGAGUUUCGUCGGCGCCGUUCACGCCAGGGAUUUUCGAACGCCGCAAUGCAUGGCGCCCGGAAACGGCACGAAUCAUGCGACCCUCGCUAUUAAUCUUUUAGCUCCCAAAGGAUCGCCCGAUUACUGCGGUGUCCUGGUAAAUAAUGACAACGAGGAGCGUUCCAUCCCCAUCGCGGUGCGGAUACAUAAGACCCUGGAGCUGGCGGACGAUAAAUUUUACGUUAUUACGUGCGGAAAGGCCGGAUUCAAAAAUGCGAAGAAUGAAACUUCGUUAGUGUCGUUGCGCCUUUUGGACGGUGGCUACAAAGUGCAGGAGGCUAUUUAUGGUCACAACUAUACUUUGCGUGCGGAGAUCUCGCGACCAGAUGGAAUGUACGGAAUUAAGGUGAAAACGUGCUUCGCCUUCAAUAAGCGGAACAACAGCGUGCAGCUGAUCGACGACAAAGGGUGUCCCGUGAAGGCUCGGGUCAUGACGAAAUUCAUAUACGAUCGGAACACCGGCCUGGCGGAUGCGACAUUGUUCUCGAUGUUCCGGUUUCCUGACAGCCCGCAAGUGCACUUUCAAUGCGACAUCGCCGUUUGCAGAGGAAGCUGCGGUAUCCCUAUUUGCGAAGGCGAUAACGAGGAAGAAAUAAAGGGAGCGUCUUUAAUUAAUGGGCAAAGCGUGAGCGGCGAGGAAGGAGUGCUUCUUGCCGGCACGAGUGUGUUCGUUCUUGACCCUGGUCAAACGCCAUCUGUACAAACUCUGUACGAGGACGGCACAGUCCACCCAUUAUGGCUGCUAUGGCUGGCCGUAGCUCUUGGCAUUCUGUUCCUCAUCAUGCUCAUUAUCAACAUAUUCCUCUGCUCCGCGAUGACCUGCAGUUGCACCAGGACCGACAUCAUCGAGAAAGAACCAUCGAUCAUCGAAGAUUACGAUCCCUAUCGUAGCUGGCACGGUUCCCAAUAUGGCUCGAGGUACUCCUUAAAUGGGAAGCAAGGAUACGCUUCUGGAGGAUCGACGAUGAACUCGACGAGGUCGAUAUCGACGAACAGCGAUCACUACGCCAUAGUUCACUCCAGACCAGGAAGCAGAUACUCUGGACCCGGUCAGAAGCAUCAUCACCAUCACAGAGGGCCGCCGUCGAACAUUGGUUCCCAUUAUUCCGGCAAAUAAUAUCCUUCGUAGCUACUUAACCGGAAAACACGGAGCGAACAAUUAUUUUCGAUUGAACGUAUCAAGCAAUAAUUCUUCGUUUUUAACAACCGAAAUCGCAUGUAACGGGUAUUCAGAUUCUAUGUGAAUCGUCACUCACGCCGUUCGAACGCAAACUAUCCAUCAAU
Messenger RNA from Dufourea novaeangliae, 1505 nucleotides. RefSeq lists its product as uncharacterized. NCBI's taxonomy places the organism in Eukaryota, Metazoa, Arthropoda, Insecta, Hymenoptera, Halictidae. The record is from RefSeq and is a predicted model, not a curated record. The transcript is spliced from 9 exons. Bases 1 to 1338 code for a protein of 445 amino acids.